AGCUGCUCUGUUUAUAAGCGCAGCACGGCACGUCUCUCCCUCUCUCUCUCUCUCUCUCUCUCUCUUCUCUUCUUCUUCUUCAAUUUUCCUCGCACCGUCGGCGAAGGCGAAGCGGAAGAGGCGGCGGAGCAGUAGCUAGUCUACUAGCUAGUAGUAGUAGCUCGCCGGCGAGCGGAGAGGAGGAGCCGAGGAGGAGGAGGAGCUUCGUGGCCGGCCGGGCCGCCAUGGAGAGCCGCAAGGAGGAGGAGCAGCAUGGGGGAGGAGGGGCGGUGGGGUGGAUGACGGUGCCGGCGUUCGGGGAGUGGGACAUGAAGAACGGCGCGGUGCCGGACUACUCCAUGGACUUCUCCAAGAUCCGGGAGAUGCGCAAGCAGAACAAGCGCGAGCUCUCCCGCGCCAGCCUCGGCGGGGACGACGACCUCCUCGCCGCGCAGCAGCACAAGGCCGCCGCGCCGCAGCCCGCCCCCAACGCCUCCGCCGCCGCCGACGACCACCGCCGGCCGCUCCACGCCGCCCACGACGACUCGCCCACGGGGAGGAAGAAGUUCCUUAGCUAUUUCCAGUGCUGUAUCAGAGCCUGAAGAACUGUGACCCUGCCCGUCGUGUUGGCGGCACGUAACUCCUGCGCAAAUAGCUCUUAGGUUUCUUGGGUACUGUAAAGUUUGCGUAAAUGUGUAAUCUCCACCUGCUCUGUAAUCUGUUGCUCUUUGCAGAGAAAAAAAGGGGACCGAUUGUGAACAAUGAAAAAGCGUAUUUGUUCAUGCUGUUUUUCGCAGAAUUGUUCGCGACUUCCGGUGCAGUAUCAUCGUCCUUUGAAAGGGAUAGGAUCCGAGGAUGUAUGAGUAUAACUUAUGAUUGAUUUGGUUCUUGGUUGGAGAAUAUAAUUUUCACCUGGUGACCUGUGAUGAUGAUAUGCUGGUUUGAUACUGA
This is a messenger RNA of Oryza sativa Japonica Group (Japanese rice), 930 nucleotides long. RefSeq lists its product as uncharacterized. The record is from RefSeq and is a predicted model, not a curated record. Lineage: Eukaryota; Viridiplantae; Streptophyta; Magnoliopsida; Poales; Poaceae.